UUAUUAAUGUUAAAUUUAACUGACGCGGAAGGUCCAGAUUGAAAGCAUUCAACCCCCAUCCCCCCUUCAUUAAAUAAGCUAGUUAGACAAGACCAACUCUAACAUUUCCCUUCUAUUACCAGCCAAUUUGUUAUUCCACAUUAUCAAAUAUCACACGCAAAGAAGAAUAUAUAGAAUUGUUGAUAUAGCUCGUUCAGAAGAUGAUGAGGAAAAUGAUGGCGGUGUUGUUCUCCGUUUUCGUCGCCUGCGCUUCGGUUGGCGAGGUCAGAGCGGCGGCGCCAACGGUGGCGGAGAAGUGCAACGACAAGUUCCAGAAGGUGGCGGUGUGCUUGAACUACGCGACGGGGAAGGCGGAUGCGCCAACGAAGGAGUGCUGUGAUUCGGUGAAGGGGAUAAGGGAGACUCAGCCGGAGUGCCUAUGUUACGUCAUUCAACAGGCCAACAAUGGGAGCGAGGAGAUUAAGAAGAUGGGGAUUCAGGUGGCCAAGUUGAUCCAGCUCCCCACAGCAUGCAGCUUGAAAAACGCCACUGCCUCCGACUGCCCUAAGCUUCUAGGCAUACCUGCUGGCUCACCAGAGGCUGCUAUCUUCAACAAUAAUGCAUCAUCAACGGCUACUCCCACUGCUGGAGCUGCCGGACAACAAUUGGCGCCCGAAAAGGACGGAGUUUCCAAGCUUGGACCCCAGCAUGCUGGUCUGAUGGCAAUGGCUGUGGCCAUCUUCUUCUUUGCAUUCCCCGCACUAUAUGUUUAGCUAGUAUAUGAUCAGACGAUGAAGGUUCUCUCUUGAGAAGUGUUUAAGUGCUUUUUUCUGCGUGAUCUUUUUAGGGUUGUUCGCAUUUGAUGUGUAAUUGUUUCCUUUGACUUGGUAUCUACGUUUCAACUUUAUUUGUGAACUUCAUGCUGUAGUUACCCACUUCGGAAAACUUCUUAAUGGUAUUAUUCGAGUUUAAUAUUCA
This is a messenger RNA of Pyrus x bretschneideri (Chinese white pear), 957 nucleotides long. Its product is annotated as non-specific lipid transfer protein GPI-anchored 1-like. The record is from RefSeq and is a predicted model, not a curated record. Lineage: Eukaryota; Viridiplantae; Streptophyta; Magnoliopsida; Rosales; Rosaceae. The coding region runs from base 201 to 752 and encodes 183 amino acids. The transcript is spliced from 2 exons.